Messenger RNA from Lathyrus sativus (Indian pea), 1161 nucleotides. Lineage: Eukaryota; Viridiplantae; Streptophyta; Magnoliopsida; Fabales; Fabaceae. The record is from the annotation of a GenBank genome assembly.
AUGACAGUUGCUUCUAUGUUAUUCUCAUGCUCUAUGCAUGUGGGAGUUUCUAAUCCAAAGAUGUCUUCAAAAACCUCUGCCUGUUGUUUGCUGAACCGGCCAUGGCUACCGAGUCGUUCGAUGUCUGUUUCGUCAUGUGGGCAGUUUGGAGUUUCGGAAAAAUCGAAACUUUUGUGCCGGGCAGGUGCACUUCAAGUUGAAAGUGCACCUUUGUUUUCUGUUGGGCAGAAGUUUCAACUUGAUGAUGUGAUUGAGGCUCAACAGUUUGAUAGAGAAACUCUCAGUGCGAUAUUUGAAGUUGCUAGGAGUAUGGAGAAUAUUAGGGGUAACUCGUCGGGGAGCCAAAUGCUUAAGGGUUACCUCAUGGCGACAUUGUUUUACGAGCCUUCUACUAGAACUAGGCUUUCAUUUGAGUCUGCAAUGAAAAGAUUAGGUGGUGAUGUUUUGACAACUGAAAAUGCUAGGGAGUUUUCGUCUGCGGCUAAAGGAGAGACGCUCGAAGAUACUAUAAGAACGGUUGAAGGUUACUCUGAUAUAAUUGUAUUGCGCCACUUUGAAAGUGGUGCAGCAAGAAGAGCUGCAGCGACGGCUAACAUUCCGGUUAUCAAUGCAGGGGAUGGUCCAGGACAGCAUCCCAGCCAGGCGUUGUUAGACGUUUAUACCAUUGAACGAGAGAUAGGAAAACUGGAUGGAAUUAAAGUUGGGCUUGUCGGAGACCUUGCUAAUGGAAGGACAGUUCGCUCACUUGCUUACUUACUUGCCAAGUACCGUGACGUUAAAUUAUAUUUCGUAUCUCCUAACGUGGUUAAAAUGAAGGAUGACAUAAAAGAGUAUCUGACAUCAAAAGGAGUGGAGUGGGAAGAAAGUUCUGAUUUGAUGGAAGUGGCUUCUAAGUGCGACGUGGUUUAUCAAACUCGCAUUCAGAAGGAAAGAUUUGGAGAGAAACUUAACCUUUACGAAGAAGCAAGAGGAAAGUAUAUUGUGAAUCAAGAUGUUCUAAAAGUGAUGCAAAAUCAUGCUGUUGUAAUGCACCCUCUUCCCAAACUCGACGAAAUUGAAGCUGAUGUCGAUAAUGAUCCAAGAGCUGCUUAUUUUAGGCAGGCAAAGAAUGGUUUAUACAUUAGGAUGGCUCUAUUGAAGGUUUUGCUUCUUGGAUGGUGA